GGCUAUGGAGAUUUGCUUAGACGUGACCGAGAUACUAACCACACUCCUCCCCGCACUGGCUCAGAGCCUAAAAGAGAUCGUAAACGAAGAUUAUGGUGAGAUUGAUGUCUGUCACUUUGCUGAAGAUGAGAUAGCAUAUAAGGAUCUGCCAGGGACAUCAGAUGAAAAACAGUUUCGUGAAGCAAUGCGAGAAGAGUUGCG
Sphaeroforma arctica JP610 is the source of this 201-nucleotide messenger RNA. RefSeq lists its product as hypothetical. Lineage: Eukaryota; Ichthyosporea; Ichthyophonida. The annotation marks the transcript as partial. The record is from RefSeq and is a predicted model, not a curated record. The transcript has a single exon.